Molecule: messenger RNA, 999 nt
Organism: Dioszegia hungarica
Lineage: Eukaryota; Fungi; Basidiomycota; Tremellomycetes; Tremellales; Bulleribasidiaceae
Product: NADP-dependent oxidoreductase domain-containing protein
Exons: 7
Coding region: 1-999 (332 amino acids)
Cellular component (GO): cytoplasm
Source: RefSeq, a predicted model, not a curated record
AUGUCCACCGCCGCUACGAACACCUCGGCAGGGCCCGAUCGCGUCAUGAUCGGCAAAGACAGCGUACCGCCCAUGGCUAUAGGUACCUGGUCUUGGGGAGACAAGAUGGUCUGGAGCCACAAAGACGAUGACUUUGCCAAGAUCCGAGAAAGCUGGAACGCUUGCAACAAGCAAGGAUUGACCUUCUAUGAUACAGCUGAGGUAUAUGGAGAAGGCGAGUCGGAGCGGAUCAUCGGCCUCCUUAUCAAGGAGACGGACGAAGAGACCAAGAAGAAGCUCUUUAUCGCUACCAAGUUCCUGCCAUUCCCCCGCCCCGCAUCCCUCUUCCUCUUCACCCCUCCCCUCGUCCGCAACCUCAAGCGCUCGCUCGAGCGGCUCGGUCUCGACAGCGUCGACAUGUAUCAGCUCCACUCUCCUACAGGACUGAACUCGUUCGAGAGUUACGCGAGCGGUCUGGCGGAAUGCUACAAGCUGGGUUUGUGCAGGCAUAUCGGAAUCAGUAACUUCAGCCUGGACGAAAUGAUCAAAUUUGCAGAUCUUCUGGCCAAGCACGACGUGCCGCUCGCUUCGAACCAGGUCGAGUUCUCGCUUUUGAGGAAGUUGCCGGAAACGUCUGGUCUGCUUGCCGAGUGCAAGAAGCGGAACAUCGCUCUGCUAGCCUACUCACCACUCGGAAUGGGCCGCCUCACCGGCAAAUACUCCUCUGAGAACCCCCCGCCAAGCGGUCGUCGAUUCGCAAGUCAAUACACUUGGAAGCAGCUCGACCCGCUCAUCGCUCUCCUUCGCGAGAUCGCGACGAGGCACAAUGUCACCCCAUCAGCUAUCGCCAUCAAUUGGGUGAUGAUGAAGGGUGCCAUCCCGCUCGGUGGAGCGCGCGACGGGAAGCAGGCGGAGCAGAAUGCGUCAGCGAUGACUUUCAGGUUGACCGAGGAGGAGAUGAGCAAGUUGGAUGCGAGCGGGUUUGAGGGUACUACGUCACGCUUCUGGCAGCACGGAUAG